ACACCUGGGGGGCUUGUUGUUCCAUGAUCCCACAGUGAAUAUCUCCACGUGACGUGGACGCAGCAAAUGACCUCACACGGCAGCGCACAAGCACGAAAGGGCGACGGGGCUCUCUGAACUACAGUACCCACAAGUCACCGUGUGCGUCAACAGCAACAGCUAGGAUGUUGCGAUAAUGCUGGCAGCCAAAGAUUGCUGUGGUUGCAGAGAUUAGACGGCUGUGUCGAAACCUCAGUUGGUCCGGAUGACAGACGCUAAAACACACUUGCAGCGGACGGAGACUCGUCUCCAAUCACCUCGACGCUUUUUGGGGGCUGCCCUGCGCUGAAGGCGUCAGCGAACGGAAACCAUAUAGUUUUUAUAUAUAUAUAUAUAUAUAUAUUUACUUAUAUAUAUAUAUAUAUAUAUAUAUAUAUACACACACACACACACACACAAAUGGAAGAAAUUAAAUAGCCCCACAGACAGUAAGCUAUGAGGCAACAAACCGUCACUGCACUUUCCUGAAGGAUGGAAACAGCUUUCUGGGCAGCGCUGUCGCAGUUACUCGAAGGAUACACCGCGUUUGAAGACAUUUUCUUCAGAGGAUAACCUGGAUAACCUUACACGAAAUGUCAUAGCGCCUCAGCAGCUAGCACUUAGCUAGCUUGGUAACGGCUGGACGAGAUGGAGAUGGACCUAUUUUUCCUCAGCAGCCGCAGCCGACCAUGAACAGCUGGCCGGCUGGUAAAAGCAGCACUUUUCCGGAGAUGCUUUAACCUCCUGGGCGGUGUAAUACACUUACAUAACUGCUAGCCGCUCUAUAGUUAUCACCAGCUGGCUUGUGUUGGCAAGCAAAUGGGAAAUUUCCCCUAAAAGAAUCUCACAUCAUCACCACAAGUGAAGGAGGUAUUACUUGCAUAUUUUUGAGGCACCAGAAUAGACUCUGGAUAAGUUUACGCGAGGAUCCGGGGAUAUAAUAUAUCACAGCACAUCACAGCGUGAAGAGGGAAGAGAACCACAUCUUCCCUGCUGUCAUUUCGACAUCAUGAGGAAGUUCUUUGAUUCCCGUCGGGAGUUGGUGAGCUCCGGGCCUGGUUCUGGAGGAGGAGGGGGCAGCAGCGGCUCUGGGUCCAGCCACGCCGGAGGAAAUUUCAUUGGCAGAGCCUUCACUGUCGGGCGGCACCAGGUCACAGUUGAGGAGAUCAUUGCUGAAGGUGGCUUUGCUAUUGUGUUCCUGGUGAAAACAAACCAAGGGGUGCGUUGUGCCCUGAAGAGGAUGUACGUCAACAAUGAGUAUGAUCUGCAGGUGUGCAAACAGGAGAUUCAGAUUAUGAAAGACCUUGUUGGCCACAAGAAUAUUGUUGGUUAUCUGGACUCCAGUAUCACGGCUAUGGGAUCCCGAGAUGUAUGGGAGGUUCUCAUACUGAUGGACUACUGCAAAGGAGGGCAGGUGGUUAAUCUGAUGAAUCAGAGACUUCAAACUGGCUUCACAGAGUCCGAGGUGCUUCAGAUCUUCUGUGACACCUGUGAUGCCGUAUCUCGCCUGCAUCAGCGCAAGGCGCCUAUCGUCCACAGAGACCUCAAGGUGGAGAACAUUCUCUUGCAUGACAAAGGUCAUUACGUGCUGUGUGACUUUGGCAGCGCCACAAACAAGUUCCAAAACCCACAGACCGAAGGCGUGACAGCAGUGGAGGAAGAAAUCAAAAAGUACACCACUUUAUCAUAUCGUGCUCCAGAAAUGGUGAACCUCUACAACAAUAAGAUUAUAACUACAAAGGCUGAUGUCUGGGCGCUGGGCUGUCUGCUGUACAAGUUGUGCUUCUUCACUCUCCCCUUUGGUGAAAGCCAGGUGGCCAUCUGUGAUGGCAGUUUCACUAUUCCAGAUAAUUCCCGUUACUCUUACGAUCUCCACUGCCUCAUUCGCUACAUGCUGGAGCCGGAUCCUGACAAAAGACCGGAUAUCUAUCAGGUGUCCUACUUUGCUUUUAAACUAGCUCAGCGGACUUGCCCUGUUCAGAACGUGAAGAAUUCUCAGAUUCCUUCCACACUUCCUGAGCCAAUCAAAGCGAGUGAGGCUGCUGCAGCAAAGAAGAGCCAGACUAAGCCCAGACUCACGGAUCCAAUUCCCACCACUGAAACCUCCAUCACCCCUCGUCAGAGGCCCAAAGCCGUGCACACCCAGCCCGCUGCUGGCAUCCUACCCAUCCAGCCUGCUGCCCUCACUCCACGCAAGCGAGCUAAUCUCUCUGGUGCCGCAGCUCAGUCUGUGGGGGUCAGUUUAGACCUCUCCCAGCCAGCUGCAGCUCUCCAGUCGCAGAAGGCACAGACGUCAGCUCAGCCGUUCAUUCAAACACAAACCAACGCAAAUCAGGCUGCUGCUCCACAGAAGCAGACUGUGCAUCCGGCUCCAGCUGCUGGAGCAGAGACGGCAGCCUCUGCAGCAUCACAAGUGGCGAAAGCUGACGCUGCACCACAAGCACAGCCAACAUCCCAGCAACAGGCCACGCCUUCUUCUUCUGUGGUUAGCGCCGCUCCUCCACAGGUAGCGCAGACUCCAUCUAGCCCUGCCGCACCUCAGCGUCCAGCGCGUCGCAAACAACCGGGUCCGACUCAGCCGCCGGAGGCUCAACUCUCUCCGAGCAAGGCGUCUCCGGGACAACCAGAAGCAGCUGCGCAGCAGGAGACACCAGUUCCAAGUCAGCCUGCUUCCACUGAGACCAGCCAAAAAUCAGCUCAGAUCACUCCACCUGAGACUCCAAAGACAUCUGAGGACCGAGGUCAUCAACGUGUGCCGAGUGAUGCAGCAUCAAACGGUGCUGCAGCUCCUGUAAAUGACUCCACACAGCUGCAGCAGGGGGAUAAUGGAAACAUUGCUCUCAGCCAAUCACUUGUAUCUCAACCAAACACCGCCGACUCUGUUCAGCCAAGCCUUCGCGAUGCUGCUCAGGACCAGAACAAUGCUGCAGCCACUGUCCCUUCCUCUGGUUCCUCCAACACUCCCACACAGCCAGCAUGGAACCCGUUUGACGACGACAACUUUUCCAACUUCGCAGCUGACGAAUUCAAAGCUGAUGACAAAAAGUCCUCAGACAUGGUGUCAGAUUCUGAGGUAACACCUUCUGAAGAGCUGAUUCCAGGUCUGCAGGCCUCGUCUGUGGAAAACACUUCUCAAGAAACUGCUGAAAGGCCAUCUGCUCUUCUGGACUCAGGAGCCUCUCUUUUGGUUGUCCCAGAUCCUUUCCAUACUCUUGAACUGUCGGAUGCUCCAGAGAAGCUGAUCGAAGGUCUCAAAUCUCCUGACACUUCUUCACUCAUGCUUCCUGAUCUGCUGUCAUUGUCUGAUCCUUUUGGAGGGUCUGUGGAGUCUGUGAAAGACCCGCUCACUGCAGACGACUCUCUCCUCGGGUCUCUCAUCUCCGGACCACCCGCAGCACCGGGCAGCGCCACCUCCUCCGCCCCCACCUCCACCACCUCUGCUCUGGAUGAUUUCAGCCUGCUGUCUGGAGACUCAGUACAGCCGAAAGGGGACUCGUCUCUCUUGAUCUCAGACUUCGAGGCCCAGCCGGCCAGUGCGGAGGUUGCUACAGAGGACGACUUUGAUCCUAUUCCCGUCACAGGCCGAAAGAAUUCCCAAGUUUCAGGAGGCCACUCGCGCAGUAACAGUGGUGGUUCUGAAUCCAGCCUGCCCAGCUUGGCCCGCUCCCUGAUGCUGGUGGACCAGCUCAUCGACUUGUAGAUGGCCCCCCCUUCCUCCUUCAUAGAAGCUGUAUCUCUGGAUAAUAGUCCGCCAUAGCAUAGCAACAAUCAGCCGUAUAGACGUAGAUAGCUCCCUGCACCCCCGCCCUGACUUCCUCCCUUCAUUUUAGAAACAUCCCUCACCUGUCAGCGUUUCUUCAUUCCUACUUUUCUUUCAUCGAUAGCAGCGUCCGCCAUCUCUUCAUCUCUCAUCUUCACACUAACAUUUCAGCUUUGUUCUAGUCGCCAUGCAUUAUGUAUGAUCCACCGAGAACGAGCAGCCAAUUCACCGUCCAUUUUAAACACUAGUCACGGUAGGGUUUUGUUUUUUUUUCCCAAUCAGGAUAAAAGCUAUCAGUUUAUUUGAAGAAUACUGCAUUUUGUCUAAUAGCAAACAAAAAAAAGAUAAUUGUCGUAAUGUAAAAUAGACAUAGUUCUAAGUGGUUGUAGUUCUCGUGCACAAGUGAAUUUGUCGUGGUUUGCCUUCCUAGAUUUUCCUCCCUGAGUUUAUUUGCACAGAAAAAAAAACUUGGAAAAUUUAAAUGAUGUUUCAUUCAGAUGAGGUUUAUUUGAAUUAACAAAGCCAAACAUCUCUGAAUCUGAUGUCAUGUAGCCUGAUUUGCACACAGAUGUGUAAAUGUUAGACUUCUUUGAGUUGAGGGAUGGAAGAUCUGUACGACUUUGAAGCUGCUGUAGUUGAGCAUGAAAAACAAAAACAUGAGUCAUUACACACUACAUUAAAGUGCCAUAGAGUAACCCGAGAAGCAACGAGAACAACAAAGCAAAGACAAAGCACGGCACACUCCAUAAUUAUUGGCACCCUUAGUAAUGAUUCACAAAUAAAUAAUUUUCUUCCUUCCUGCCCGUGAAGUGGAAAGUUUAGCUUGAGUAACCGGCUUGUUUGCCACACAUCCAGAUGUAUUAAACUUUUCAUUGUUGCUCUGACUGCAAUUAGCAUGUUCUGCUUACUGGGAUCAAAGUAAACAAAAGUUUAAAAAAAUCUAUCAAGAAUAUCUUGGCCAUACUGUUUGGAGUUUAUUAAGACAGCAAUUUUCUGAUUUGAACAUUAGAAGAUCAAGAUGCAUUUUGUCUCAUUUGAUAUAGCAUGUUUUCUUGUCUUUCCCAUUGUUAAAAGUAAUAAUAUUUUGCCUCUUGCCACUGCAUCAUCAUUUCACCUGAGUAAAACGAAAACAUGCAUUACCAAUCAAAAUCAAUGAGGCACUCUGAGAAUAUUAAAGUAUAAACUACAAAUAUGGGUUAAGAUGGCAUUUUUUUGUCAUUAAAAUACUUUACUCUCUUGGGAUAUUUCGCUCACUGAAAAACACAAAUGUAAGGUUGGACUAUUUAAAAUGUUUUCUGUUGGGAUCAUGUUACCGCAGUGAAAUAUUUAGGGCUUAAACGAUUCCUCGAGUGAUUCGAGUACCUUGAUGAUUAAAAUUCCUCGAGGAAAAUGUAUCUGCUUCGAAACUUCGUUAAGUAAUAUUUUAUUAUUUAGCGCACCAUGUUCCGGCCAGGUUGUUAAUUGCGUUGCACAGUGCUCUCACUUCCGCCUAAGUUGUUGAUGAAAGCUAACAAUUAGCAACAUAACGUCCAGUUUUCAGAGGAUUUUAUUGACUGAUGAUAAUGUCUGGGUCUUUGUCAUUUUUCGGACCAAUAAGCAUUCUUGAAAUGACUGGCGCAAUGCCUGGAGUACGGUAGUCUUUUCUCCUUCCGGAGCUGCUGCCUAGUGGCCGAUUCAGAGUGAACAGCAGGGAAGAACGCUGCAGGUGUAUUUAUACAGGUAACCGGAUAGACCGAACACUGCGGGCGGCUGCGCAAUAGAUGAUUAAGUGUAGCUUUAUGGACGAACCGGAAAAUUUAUUACAUACAGUAUUAUCCCAGUCUCAACAAAUGGGUGGCGGAGCGCAUUGUGGCGCCACGUAGCUGGUAGAUGAGUUUCUGUGUGUGACGAACGAAGGUGCCAAAUCCCAUUGCUAAUAUGAACACAAAAUCUAUAAAUGUCUGGGCAAGGUGAGAGUUCAUCUAUUUAAUUGACUGAAGAUGAAUGCAUAAACGAAAAGCUGGAGUA
Molecule: messenger RNA, 5785 nt
Organism: Xiphophorus maculatus (southern platyfish)
Lineage: Eukaryota; Metazoa; Chordata; Actinopteri; Cyprinodontiformes; Poeciliidae
Product: AP2-associated protein kinase 1-like
Exons: 20
Coding region: 1028-3718 (896 amino acids)
Biological process (GO): proteolysis; protein phosphorylation
Molecular function (GO): aspartic-type endopeptidase activity; ATP binding; protein kinase activity
Source: RefSeq, a predicted model, not a curated record